Messenger RNA from Dendroctonus ponderosae (mountain pine beetle), 1191 nucleotides. Its product is annotated as alpha-ketoglutarate-dependent dioxygenase alkB homolog 7, mitochondrial. Gene Ontology annotation, cellular component: mitochondrial matrix. Gene Ontology annotation, biological process: DNA damage response; fatty acid metabolic process. The record is from RefSeq and is a predicted model, not a curated record. The coding region runs from base 183 to 797 and encodes 204 amino acids. The transcript is spliced from 4 exons. Lineage: Eukaryota; Metazoa; Arthropoda; Insecta; Coleoptera; Curculionidae.
UUGAUAAUGUCGAUGUCGAUUUUACCGGCUUGCAAUGACAAAAGGUUGUUUCACACAGGAGUAGUUUCUGUCUAAUCCUAAUAUCAUUAUUUUUAUUUAUUAUUUAAAGUUCCUUCAAAUGUAUUCAGUGAAAUAAUUUUUUGGACGUUUAUAUUGCCUGUUGAAUAGUAUUAAACCACCAAAUGAUCUUAACUGGCUUAAAAGGUGUUCCAAAAGUAUCAAAACUUCAGGUUAUCAGAAGGUUAAGUUCGAAAAUUCAAAUUUUGAAUAAUGAAUCCCUACCAGUGCCUUCUUACUUCACGCUCUCUGAAGAAUUGCAGCAAAAUCAAACUGCAGCAGAAGAUAUAAUAAAUACCAUAAAGGUGCUCAAUAACUUUUUAAGUGAAGCAGAGGAAACCUGUCUUAUGAAUGAGUUGGACCCUUACAUGAAUAAAUUGCGAUAUGAGUUUGACCAUUGGGAUGAUGCAAUCCACGGUUAUAGGGAAACAGAGAGACUGCAAUGGAAUGAAGAAAAUACUAAAAUAUUGGACAGAGUUCGGAAAAUUGCCUUUCCUCCUGAUGUUGCACCGAUUAAAUUUGUCCAUAUUUUAGAUCUCGAUAAGAAUGGCUGGAUAAAACCCCACAUAGAUGCAGUCAGAGAGUUUGGCUAUUUAAGCAAAAUGAUUACGAUCAAGAACUCUACGUCAACCAGUAUAUUGUUAUUAUUAUGGUUAAUUUCAAUUAGACAAAUACCUACACAAAUUCAGAAUUAUUUUACUAGUGUAUUGCUUUUACACAUGACAAAUAUUCCUCGAUAAACCCACAGGACAAGAAAUAUUUUUUGAUUAUAAUGCAUUUGGCGUUGAGACGAAAAAUGUUUUAUGAAAUACGCAAACACUGUGAAUGAACGAAGACAUUGAUAGUAUCUUCAAAAUGAAAUAUCAUAGUCAAAAAUUGAUCAGGGGGUAUUAAAUUCAUUUAAUUGAAACUUGAAGAUGUUUUCGUUUUGUUCUCAAAUAAAUAAGAAAUUCGAAUCAAAGCGCCCUUUUGUUACUCAUUUAAUUAUUUAACUUAUUCCUUCUUUUUCAUCUCGGAUAUUCGCUUCAAAUUUCUUGCUUCCGUUAUCUUGGAAGAAGUGUAUAAUGGCAUUAACAAUAAGAAAACACAGAGUUGGAAUUACCGCUUUAUAAUAUAUCACCAAAUUACACAUAA